AUGAGUGAAACUUAUCAACCAGGCAAAAAUUUAACAAUAGAUGAAGGAGUUUGUCCAUAUAGAGGUCGAGUUCAUUUCAAAGUAUACAUGAAAAAUAAACCUAACAAAUAUGGAAUGAAAUUAUAUAUUUUAUCUGAUCCUUUGAAUGGCUAUACAUUAAAAUUUGAAAUUUACUCCGGUAAAAAUGAUACAGAUAAUUCAAUUACUGCAUUAUUUGAUAGACUUUUAUCUGAAUAUUAUUAUAAAGGCCAUACAGUUUAUAUGGAUAGAUUCUACACCAGUCCGACAGUUUUAAAAUCAUUAUGGGAAAAAAAUACUUAUGCCGUUGGAACAGUUAUGUCAAAUCGUCGAGGAUUGCCUAAAGAAAUUGUAAAAGAAAAAUUAAAAAAAGGAGAAAUGACAUUUGCUAGACAAGGACCACUAAUUUGCAUAAAAUGGAAGGAUACACGAGAUGUAUUAAUGUUAUCAACUGUUCAUAAUGCUGAUAUGACACCCGUAACAGUAAGGUCUAAAAUAGGUCCAAUUGAAAAGUUUAAACCAUUAGCGAUUGUCGAUUAUAAUUUGAAUAAAACCGGUGUUGAUCACGGUGAUCAAAUGGUUUCUUAUUAUCCUUUUCAAAGAAAAAUAUUGAAAUGUUUUGUAUUAAAAAAAAAAACUCAUCAAAAAACUACUUUACGAAAUUUUAUUAUAAAUUUGGGUCAACAAUUGUCGGAAAAAGCAGGAAAGCAUACAAAUAACGAAAGAGUUAAUCCCAUAGAAAGUUCAAAUAGACUAAUCGGUCGUCAUUUUAUUACAAGAAUUCCAUCUACACCUUCAAAGAAGAACCCUAGGAGAGUUUGUUAA
Molecule: messenger RNA, 843 nt
Organism: Aphis gossypii (cotton aphid)
Lineage: Eukaryota; Metazoa; Arthropoda; Insecta; Hemiptera; Aphididae
Product: piggyBac transposable element-derived protein 4-like
Exons: 2
Coding region: 1-843 (280 amino acids)
Source: RefSeq, a predicted model, not a curated record